Messenger RNA from Menidia menidia (Atlantic silverside), 2960 nucleotides. The record is from the annotation of a GenBank genome assembly. Lineage: Eukaryota; Metazoa; Chordata; Actinopteri; Atheriniformes; Atherinopsidae.
GACGGUUGGAGAGUGGCCUCCGACCGUUGACGUACCCGCCGAACCGCAUGACGUCAAACUGCUGCGACAGUGUGUCAGCUUCCAAUAUGGCUUCAAGGCUGGAGAUUAAUUUCAUCAGGUUGUUGUCUCGCUGUGAAUCAAUAGCGUCGGAAAAACGAGGAGAGACGGAAUGGCGGUUAGAGAAGUACGUGGCUGCACUGGAGGAGAUGCUGGUGGCUCUGAGGAAAAGCCCGAGCAAACCAACGCCAGAAGUUGUGACUGAAUACACAAGAAAAGUGGAUUUCCUGAAGGGGCUCCUGGAGGCAGAGAAACUGUCUUCGCCGACAGAAAAGGCCUUAGCCAAUCAGUUCCUGGCCCCCGGCAGGACCCCCACCAUAUCCAACGAGAGGAUGGCCGCCACCAAAACCGUCCACAUGCAGACGAAGGCCCGCUUCGCAGGCGAGAUGAGGGACGAGCUGCUCGGCACGCGGUCCUCAGGCAGAGGCCCUUCAGAGGCAGAGCUGAGGAACAGAAGAGUUCCUCCUAAUGACGCUCUGCUCCCCCCGCUGUGCAGAGGUCUUCCUCUGGAUGAGCGGCAGUCGGCCGCAGAGCUGGACGCCGUCCUGCAGCACCACCACAGCCUGCAGGAGAAGCUGGCCGACGACAUGCUCAGCCUGGCCAGGAACCUGAAGAACAACACGCUGGCAGCCCAGAACAUCAUCAAGCAGGACAACCAGACCCUGAGCCAGUCCAUGCGGCAGGCUGACCUGAACUUUGAGAAGCUGAAGACGGAGUCCGAGAGGCUGGAGCAGCACACCAAGAAGUCUGUCAACUGGCUGCUGUGGCUCAUGCUGGUCCUGGUCUCCUUCACCUUCAUCAGCAUGAUCCUCUUCAUCAGAAUCUUCCCCAGGCUCAGAUGACCUCUCCCAACCCGCCGUCCACCCGCAGCCUGACCGGGAGCCGGUCCAGAGGAUGGACGCGUUUGCACCAUAAAGUCUUCAAAGCUUCUGCUCUCUUUCUUUUGAAGAGAGCAGGAUAGGAACUGAAACAAAGAGCGGUUCAGAGGGGAGCUAGCCUUAAUGAUUUGAACCCCUCAUCAGGUAGACUUCCGGCCAAUCAGAACACGUCUGAGUUGAAGCCAGAGGUCAGCUAGCUGCUGCCCCUUCUCUCCCUCAUCUUCAACACCUGGUGCAGUCAGAGCUCUACCUGCUCCCUCCUGGUCGGUUGUGGGCACAAGAGUCCACCCAGCCCACCCCCCCACCCACAGCUGGGGGGUGCAGCUGGGUGGGGGGGCUCACGGCCCCGCCCGGCCCCGUCUGCCCGCCCGCCGUCCGUUUCUGUGUGAGUACACGUAGAGUGAAAGUUGUGAAUUUAGGGUCCUUUAAAAACUGAUUCCAGACUAAAUUAAAAUGAUUCAAAUGCCUUUGGCUGUGGUCCCGUUUUCUUUGGGGGUCUAGCCCGUAGCCCGGGGAUGCAGUGACCCCGGGCAGCCACCGGGUGUCGCCCUGAUGUGUGAGCGGCCCCAGAGAAGGACCUCUCUGACCCCGGAGUGGCCCCAGCUGCCCCAAAUCCCAAAUUAACUUCCACUGGGUCUCAGAUGAAGAUUGGAGCGGUCUAAAUAAAGGCAGGGCAGCACACGGGGGCCGCCGGAACCUCAGGCCGCUGCGCUCUGCUUCUGAUCCUCUCUAAUCAGACUUCAUGUGCAAAUACCACCUCUGGGCCUGGACCUGGACCUGGUUAGGCCUGGACCUGGACCUGCCUGGGCCUGGACCUGGUUGGAUCUGGACCUGACUGUGUAUUUUAGGAUCCCAGGGGGGAUUUCCCCCAUUGGAAGCCAAAGUAUGCGAGCGACCACGAGACCAAAGAGGCUGCGUCAGAGCGGAGGAUGGCGGUCCUCCUUUAAUCCCAGCUGUUUGCACCCCCCCCUCAGGCUGAUCCUCCGGCUGGACAUGACUUUAUUCUGCUGGCCCUUAUCUGGAGGAGCCUCUGGGCCUCCAGAGCAGCCUUCCUAGUGGGAGAUAUAAUGAAAAGAAUGUGAGUUACCAAAGUCCCAAAAUACUUGUGAGAGCCUAAUUAAGAGCCCCUCUGACCUCUGACCCAGGAAACCUGAAUAGGUUCCUUCCUGAAGUCUGUUCCCACAGGGAUGAUCUGGAAAUAGUGUCCGAGCCCCCCCCCCCGCUCGGGGGGAUGUCUGGUAGAGUCGGCCUAAUCGCUUUAUUGGCAUUUUCCAACAAAGAAAGGAGGUUUUAUAAGGAGGUUACAGGUGUAAAAUAAAGAGAAAACACAACAACUUCCCUUUGAUUCCUACGUUUUGAACCCUUCUGAUCCUCUGAAUGAAUGAUAGAGAGGAUAUUAACAGUAUUACGGGACCAAUUGUACAAACAAAACCAGUGGAAAAGUGUGUAAACACUAAAGAAUAAACUAAUAAGUGAGAAAACUACUAAACAGCAUGUGGGCGUGUCCACACUCGGCUCGGGUUCGACUGCCCCCCCCCGAACUAUCUGAACACGUCCACUCACCAAAUCCCACUUUUCAACAUUUUAAAGGAUCUGUAAAAGUAGGUGCUGCAAACAUCUUUUUUCUGCCUGUUCUAAAACUCACUAUGAGCCAAAAGCACAAACCUGAGUUUACUGGGGGGCGAAAACUCAGCUGCAAAAAGCCCCGAACCGAGUCCAACAAGCCAGAUUAUCAUAAGCAGCUUUACAGAUACAUAGCAUAAUACCGGCAUAAAUGGGGGAGUAUCGAAUUUACCCAAGAACAAAGCUGAGGUUGCACUUUUUAUUCUGCAAAUGUGCCCAUUGCAUUUGAGAGGGAAACCUUAGUUAAAGCAAAAAGUAAAAUUAAACUGACAGAUUCUUCCCACUUUUACAGUAAGUAAGUCAAGUAAAGUAAAGUAUUAUGUGAUGAUAUGAUCAUCUCUCAAACAACCAAGAAGGUGUUCUCUUGAUUCCUAAUUUGAGUGGAAUUUUUAAAGAUUUUAU